UAGAGGACAGCAGGAAGGAAACAACAGGGAGCAGGGGGCAAGACAGCAGCAUCCCUUGCCUGGCGGCGCCGCUCAGCUGAUCCCCCAUAAACAAAACACUGGCCUGCUCCCAACACACCGCCGCGUCUGUGUACGAUAAGAAAGCCUGCAUAAAGCACAUCGAGACGAGGACAUCGCAAAAUGGGUGCCAUCCACGGCAAGGGACGCUUCCAGUGCAGCGGCUGCCACCAGGGCUUCUCAUGGCGCCUCGACCUGGCAAACCACCUUCAGCAGUGCAAGGCAGCUUUCAACAGGGAGACUAAAGACCAGCAAGCUGAGUACUACCUGCUGGAGACCUGCUUCUUGUGUGGAUGCCAGCUGUCUGGUGUGCACAGUGAGGAAGCUUCCUUUGUCAAAGGAGUCCAGAAACUGUACCACUCCAAGCGACCAUUUACUGAAGUGCUGGAAAUCAUCACAAGAGAUACAGCUCUGCAUUCCUUGGACCAGCACACAAUUGGUCUGUGCAAGGAUUGCAUGAAUGCUGUCAACAAGUGGGACAAGCUGGAGCAGCAGGUGGUCUCCAUUGCCCAGUCUAUCCGGAGGUCAUACAGGUCAAAAAGGAAAAGAAAAGGUGAAGUUAAACUUGUGGAAAAGAAAGUGAACAUUGAAGGUCAAGAAGUUGAUGGCAGUGAAGGUGAGAAUGAAGAGUAUGAUGAACAGUCAGACCAGAUGGUACCUGAAAACUUGGACAGUCUUAUAAAGCAAGAAAACAUUAUGGAUUUCAUUGAACAAGAUGAAAAAUUUCAAGACUGUGAAGACAAGGAAUACAAAUGUAACUGUGGUAAGUCCAUGAAGGGCCUCAAUGUUUUUGUGGACCACCAGCUGCGUGAAGGCUGCAAAGUUAGAACUAACCAGCAUCCAUGCAAGUUUUGUGGCUCCGUCUUUUCAGAGAAGAAACUAUUAAUUGCUCACAAGAAAGCUUGUACAGAAGCUUCACUAAUCAAUGGAGCUUAUGAGUGCGACAUUUGUGGUCGAAGAUUCCUGGUGCGUGGCAGAGUAGAGACCCACAAGAGAAAUGUGCAUAGCAUUGGCACAGCUGACCAACAGUUAUGCAGCUACUGUGGGCGGACUUUUGGUUCAGGGUACAACAUGAAAAACCACCUAGCCCGGGAACACGGCAUUGGCCAUGUAGAAACUGUAUGUGUUGGCUUUUCCUCAGGAUUUCUAUUUAUAAAAGCAACUUUAUUCGAUAAUGUUAAGUUUUCAUCUUUGUAUAAUUUAAUAAUUUAUUCUCAGGUAAUGUGUGACCUUUGUGGAAAGAAGUUUUCUGACCGGUCAAGCUUACGUAACCACAUGAAGAACAUCCACGGGGAACGGAAAUACGAGUGUGAGACUUGUGGGAAGAAGUUUGCCAUGCCUGGGAUGCGCAACCACCACAUCAAUGAAAUGCACAACAACACCUACAACUAUGAGUGCAACCUGUGUGGAGAACAGUUCCAUGUCAGCUUCAAAUACAGGUACCACAUGCGCAAGAUGCACCACACCCUGCAGUACGCUUGUGAUGACUGUGGCCGCACCUUCAUCAUGCGCAGUGACCUGUACCGGCAUGUGCGGGGUGUUCACCUAGGCGUGCGGGACCCUAAGCGAUACCCCUGCAAAGUGUGUGGCCGACUGUUCCCUAGCAAAUACAAGGUAAAGAGGCAUAUGAGCAGUCAUGGAAUAGUACAUUCUAAAGAUGAUAAGACUUCAGAAAAGCAUGAAGGGUCUGGGGAGGCUAUGAUAGUUGCUGGUCCCGAGUCCAGCGAGGCAGAGUGUUCCUCAAGCCUUACCGAGGUGACAACCACUAGUGACGGCACCAGCAUUGAUGUUCAUCAGCUCCCAGUGCCUGACCUUUAUACUGGACCGCACAUCACCACCCUCACACCAGAAAUUCUGCAGGGAGAAGUCACACCUGACCUAGUCUCCUCAGAAACUAUGGUGGUUAGCCCCAUGUCCAGCUUGGUUGUGUCUGCAGCUCCCCUUGGUGAGAACAUAACAGAACUUCAUCCCUCCCAAGACUCAGAAGGUUCCCACAGCCACCAGACAGACCCCAGCGAGCACUUCACCCGCGAUGGCUCCCUAGUGACGCAGUCAACACCAUCCUCAUCUCUCAUUCCCGUGCAGCAGAUGAUAGUGAUUCAGGACACUGUAGGAGUUCCAAGCCAUGCAGAGUUCACCCUCCCCACUUCAUCUAGCCAGGUUAUCACUGUCCCCCCCUCAGCUGCCGAGGUGAUAUCUGUACCACCAGUCUCAGGUCAAGUACUGUCCAUUCCCCAGUCCAGCAGUCAGGUCAUUUCAGUGCCUGCAGUGACCACUCAGGUCAUUGGUGGCACUCUUCAUGCCCGUCAGGCUAAUUUUGCUGUCUCAUUGCCUCAGCAGAGGAGUCACAGUGAUACCAGUGACCACAAGCUUCCCACUAUCCAUUACCAGUAUUUUUCUUCUUAAACUAAAGGUUAUGUUAAGAAAGCUGUAUUUGGAAUAUAAAAUGAAUAUCUCAUA
Messenger RNA from Portunus trituberculatus (swimming crab), 2517 nucleotides. RefSeq names its product zinc finger protein 569-like. Gene Ontology annotation, biological process: regulation of transcription by RNA polymerase II. Gene Ontology annotation, molecular function: DNA-binding transcription factor activity; RNA polymerase II cis-regulatory region sequence-specific DNA binding. The record is from RefSeq and is a predicted model, not a curated record. The transcript has 10 exons. Bases 181 to 2463 code for a protein of 760 amino acids. NCBI's taxonomy places the organism in Eukaryota, Metazoa, Arthropoda, Malacostraca, Decapoda, Portunidae.